Messenger RNA from Capsella rubella, 1185 nucleotides. Its product is annotated as F-box protein At3g19880. Gene Ontology annotation, molecular function: protein binding. The record is from RefSeq and is a predicted model, not a curated record. NCBI's taxonomy places the organism in Eukaryota, Viridiplantae, Streptophyta, Magnoliopsida, Brassicales, Brassicaceae.
AUGACGUGCAUGAGCGAUCUUUCGCAGGAUUUGGUAGUGGAGAUAUUGUCUAGGCUUCCGAAAACUUGUCUUGGAGCAUUGAGAUGUACUUGCAAAGGAUGGAACGCUUUAUCAAAAGAUCAGAUUCUAUGUACAGGAGAAUCAAAGCAGCAAUUUAUGGGGUUCAUGAUGAUGAACCAUAGGCUUUGUUCAAUGAGGUUCGAUCUCCAUAGAAUCCUGAACGUAGAUGGUGAAGACUUGGUUAGUAUAUUAAUGUAUCAAGUGGAGAUAUCUAAAGUCUUUUACUGCGCCGGCUUAUUGUUAUGUGUCAACAGGGAUAUGUCAACGCUCGUGGUUUGGAACCCAUAUUUAGGACAAACCAGAUGGAUCAAGACCACUACAACCACAACAAUAAGAACCAUGUUUGUUCUUGGAUAUGACAAAAACAAAAACCACAAAAUAUUGAGCUUUGAUAUAGAUAACCAGGGCUACUGCGAUAUAUACGAUUUUAAGACUAAUUCAUGGAGGAGUUUAACUUUUAUUGCCAGCUGGGAUAUAAUCUGUCAUUGUCAGGCACCGUGGGGUGUAUCUGUAAAUGGAAAUACUUAUUUUUGCACUAGAGAAAUAAUAGAAGAUGAAGAUGAUGAUGAUGAUGAAGAUUCAGACUCCGAUGAUGAAGCUACUGAUUUCUUAAUCUGUUUUGAUUUUACAGAAGAAUUUGGAAAGUUUCUUGAUCUACCGUGUGAGCUUGAAGUUUCUGAUUUUGUAUCUUGUGUUAAAGAAGAGAAACUAGCUGCGAUAUACGUAGAGGAUGGUACUACAAGUAGAAUAAUAGAGAUAUGGGUUACUAGUAAGAUAGAGACCAAUGCAGUGUCGUGGAUCCCUUUCUUGAAAGUUGAUAUUGAGCCACUCGCUGGUCCUGAAAGACUAGAUUUUGAUGGAGAGUUCGACAGUUUCUUCAUUGACGAAGAGAAGAAACUCGCUGUGGUUUUUGCUUUAGACGGCGACAGGGACGCAUCUCCAUACAACAGAAAAGCUUACAUCAUUGGAGAAGAUAGUUACUUUUAAAAAGUGGAUAUUGGACAAGUUGAAGCACAUUGUAGCUCUUUUUUGUGUUCAAGCUCUUAUGUUCCAAGUUUAGUGCAAAUCAACCAAACUGAGGUACCCAAAAGCAGAGAGACCAAGAAGAAGAGGAAGAGGAAUUGA